AUGGCGGUUACACAGAUGCGCCCCUUACUGCGUAGGGCUCGCAACGUGUUUGGUCGCGGUUUGAAGGACGAUGGUGCAAGAAGCUCCUCGGUUGAUACUGGUUCUGUCGGUGCUGUUGAUGCCACGGAGAAGAAAGAUGGUGAUGUUACCGACUUUGCUGCUCCUGUCAAUGAUAAUGGUGCCGAGCUGCCGGAGCCAGAACUCCAACGAGGUGUUAGUGAUGCCGAAGCCUUGACGUUGACCUGGACGAAGAAAACACUCAUUUUGGUAUUCAUCAACAUGUGGUUCCUCUACUUCGUUAAUGCUUUCCAGUCUUCGGUUUAUGAUACUAUUAGUCCCUAUGUCGCGAGUUACUAUGAGUAUCACUCGCUCUCAGGUCUCCCCUCGGCUAUUGCUGAUGCCUGCUCUGCCGCUGUCUUCAUUCCGAUGGCGAAACUUGUUGAUACAUGGGGUCGAGCUGAAGGAUUUUUGCUAAUGACUUUCUUUGCUACCUUGGGUCUGAUUCUGAUGGCUUCUUGCAAUGGCUUCGGAAUCUAUUGUGCUGGAUAUGUCUUCUACGAAAUGGGCUUCAUGGGAAUGGAGUACUGUGUCGAUGUGAUCACAGCCGAUGUCUCCAAGCUAAAGAACCGAGCCUUUGCAUAUGCUUUCACAUCCUCUCCGUAUAUCAUCACUGCCUUCGCUGGUCCCACAGUUGGUCAAGAGUUCUACAAUCUCGCUGGUAAUGGCUGGAGAUGGGGAUUCGGUACUUGGGCAAUUGUCUUUCCUCUUACCGCUGCCCCACUGUUCUUCACAUUGAAGUGGACUGUGAAGAAAGCUGAGAGGCAAGGUCAUUUGAUUCGCGAGCCUAGUGGUCGCACUUUCUGGCAGAAUGUUUGGCAUUGGACCAAGGAAUUUGACUUGGUCGGUGUAUUUGUAUUCACCCUAGGUCUCGUCCUAUUUGAGCUACCCUUCGAUAUCGCCGAUUACGCCCCAGACGGAUGGAGAUCCGGCUAUAUUAUCGCAAUGCUUGUGCUCGGAUUUUCCAUGCUUUUCUUCUUCGCUAUGUGGGAAAAGUUCCUUGCACCGAAACCAAUGCUGGAAAUCUCAUAUAUCAAGAAUCGUACCGUCAUCGGUGCUUGUCUACUUGACGCAACCUACCAGCUCUCCUACUACUGCUGGAACUAUUACUUCACCUCUUUCCUUCAAGUUGUCAACGGGUUAACUCCUCAGGAGGCCGGAUGGAUUAAUCAUAUCUUCGAUAUUGUUUCUGGCCUUCUCUUACUAUUCAUUGGCUGGGUCAUCUCCAUCACUGGUCGCUUCAAGUGGCUACUGUUUAUCUCAGUUCCGUUAUACAUUUUCGCUCAAGGCCUGAUGAUUUAUUUCCGUCAUCCUGGAAUGAGCGUCGGAUACCAAAUCAUGUGCCAGAUCUUCAUUGCGAUUGGUGGUGCCAUCUUCAUCAUCGUUGAGCAACUCGCUAUCCUGGCUGCAGUUGAUCAUCAACACUUUGCCUCAGCACUUGCUCUGUUGAAUGUUGUGGGUACUAUUGGUGAUAGCGCCGGUCUGACCAUCAGUAUGACCGUUUGGGAAAAUACAUUCCCGAAUGCCUUGGAGCGAUACCUUCCAGAGUCGGCGAUAUCGAACUUUGAUAAUAUCUAUAAUUCCUUGGUUGUGCAACGGGGAUACCCACUUGGAAGUGCUACUCGGAUUGCUAUCCAGAAGGCUUAUGGUUAUGCUGAAUUACGGCUGCUUGCUAUCGGUACGGGUAUUAUGGUCCUGGCGAUCCCGUGGGCUCUCAUGAUUAGAAACAUUAACGUGAAGGACAAGCCCCAGGUCAAGGGUACCGUUUUCUAG
Messenger RNA from Penicillium malachiteum, 1830 nucleotides. Its product is annotated as Major facilitator superfamily domain general substrate transporter. Gene Ontology annotation, molecular function: transmembrane transporter activity. Lineage: Eukaryota; Fungi; Ascomycota; Eurotiomycetes; Eurotiales; Aspergillaceae. Gene Ontology annotation, biological process: transmembrane transport. The transcript has 4 exons. The record is from RefSeq and is a predicted model, not a curated record. Bases 1 to 1830 code for a protein of 609 amino acids.